GCUCCACUCGGCUCUCGGUCCAUGCCCAUCGCCUCCUCUCCUUCCCAUUACUCACGCCGCGACGCCGACACCAGCUCAGCUCGCGCUCGCCCGGCCGCUUCCGCCUCCUCCUCCUCUGCCGCUCUACACCCACCAUGUCAUACGGCCACGCCUCGCGGCACCGCGGCGGGGGCAUGCCCGCCACGACGGUGCUCGCGGCGAAGGUGGCCCUGGCGUCCGCGGUGCUGGCCGCGGCCGCGUCCCUGGCGCGCCUCGCCGUCCCGCGCCUCGUGUCCGUGGCCGGCGCCGUGCUGCCGCGCGCCUGGGCCGUCGCGCGCCUCUGGCUCGUCCCGCCCUACCUCUUCGUCACCGUGCACCUCAUCAUCCUCGUCAUCUGGAAGCUCUCCGACCACAGGCACUUCCAGCACGCCGCCCAGCAGCACAAGGACCCCUGGCCGGUGGUCGCGCAGGACACUGCGCCGGCAGCCGCUGUCCACGGCCACGACGCCGUGCUGAUGGCCUCCACCGCCGCGCCGACCGUCAAGGCCAAGGAGGAGGAGUACGGCGAGCCCCUGGAGGCCGAGUUCUCGCCGGACUCCGGCGGCGGCGAGUCCUGCGUCACCACCGAGUCGGACGAGGACGCCUCUUCUUCCCCUUCCCCGUCGUCCUACUUCGCGGACGUGCGGCGUAGCCUGGCGCCUGCGCAGGAGCGCGCCGUCCACCUGGAGCGGGAGCCCUCGCUGCCGUCGCAGGCCGUGGACGCCGACGGCGACGACGAUCUGGAUGCCACGUGGAACGCCAUCAUGCAGAAGACGCGCCCGGCUGCUCCCCCUCCCGCACAGCAAUCACCGCCGCAGCAGCGGCCGCCGCGGACGCCGAGGGCCCGGGACCCGUCGGUUGGCGCGGAGGAGAUGAACCGGCGGUUCGACGACUUCAUCAAGAAGAACCGCAACUCCUUCGGCCGACAAUAGGCGACCUCCCCACCCGAUCCAGCUUCCACCGCCGCCGCCGUACGAUAUACGUAUAUAGUAGAAGACACAUGCAUCUUUGGUUUUUCCGCCGAAGAGAUCGCCGGAGCGGAGGGAGGCGGGGUCUUUCGAAUCGCCAUGCUUAGGGACUUGCAGGCUGCGAAGGUUCUGGAUGGAUUAUUGGAUGGUGGUGAUGUGGAGAGUAGCUAGAUGACCUUAAUGCGCUGAAAUGAUGGUUUGAGUUGGUACCUGGCUGUUAGGUUCUCCUUUUCAGUUGUUGCCCUUGCUCGCCUGGCAUUUCUUCUAGCUUUCCACUUUCUUUUUCUUUCUGCUACAGCUCUUUUACUGAUUAUAUAACAGUGCUAAUUGUCCAAGUUCAUAUUUAUAUAUAUAAAUAUAUGGUGCUAAUACUGGUGAA
This is a messenger RNA of Sorghum bicolor (sorghum), 1365 nucleotides long. RefSeq lists its product as uncharacterized. NCBI's taxonomy places the organism in Eukaryota, Viridiplantae, Streptophyta, Magnoliopsida, Poales, Poaceae. The transcript has 2 exons. The coding region runs from base 135 to 950 and encodes 271 amino acids. The record is from RefSeq and is a predicted model, not a curated record.